AUGAAUCUGCCCGAUGUCCGUCAUAUGACGGACGAAAGCUUAGCACCUUUUCACCGGAAUCGAGGGAGAUUGCCUCGAAAACCGCGUCAGCAUGAAUCUUCCAGAAAGCUCGUUUUUACCGGAACCGAAGGAGAUUGCCUCGGAAACAGCGUCAGCAUGAAUCUUCCAGUAAAGCCAAUCAGACAGCUGGUCAAGAGGAAUUCGCCGUCGUCUUCUGGUGGAACCGACCUUCGAAUCUCUUCACCAAACACUGCUUUAUAUAUGCCACCCCCCUACUUUUCGGGCUUGGAAAUUUUGGAAAAAAAGGGUCGCUUCUACAUGGGGAAAUAG
This is a messenger RNA of Protopolystoma xenopodis, 330 nucleotides long. Lineage: Eukaryota; Metazoa; Platyhelminthes; Monogenea; Polystomatidea; Polystomatidae. The record is from the annotation of a GenBank genome assembly.